AUGUCUCGCAUCCAGAUCCCCCUCGAUCUCAUCACGUCCCGCCUCAAUCUUGGAGAGCGCUUCCAGGGCCUCCGCGCGGGACCUCUGAGCGGCCGCUUCUCCAAUCUGCGCCCAAUCUCCGAGUUCUUCGACUUCAAGCGCCUGUCCAAGCCGGCCAACUUUGCUGAGGUCCAGUCCCGCGUCAACUACAACCUGGGCCACUUCUCGAGCAACUAUGCCGUCCUCUUCCUCAUGCUCAGCAUUUACGCUCUGCUGACCAACUGGCUUCUGCUCUUCGACAUCAUCUUUGUGAUUGGAGGCAUGUUUUUGAUCAGCAAGCUCGACGGCCGAGACCUCGAGAUUGGAACCUUCAAGGCGACUACUUCCCAGCUUUGGACUGGAUUGUUGGUUGUCAGCAUUCCCAUUGGUCUCAUUGCUUCUCCUUUCUCAACCUUGCUGUGGCUCAUCGGAGCUAGCGGCGCAAGUAUUCUUGGUCACGCAAGUUUCAUGGACAAGCCUAUCGAUGAGGCUUUUUCCGGGGAGGCGGUCUAA
Molecule: messenger RNA, 531 nt
Organism: Trichoderma aggressivum f. europaeum
Lineage: Eukaryota; Fungi; Ascomycota; Sordariomycetes; Hypocreales; Hypocreaceae
Exons: 2
Coding region: 1-531 (176 amino acids)
Cellular component (GO): Golgi apparatus
Source: RefSeq, a predicted model, not a curated record